AUGUCUGGGCCACAUGACCACCAGCACCUCGACAGCGAGCCCAUCGCAAUCGUUGGGUAUGCCUAUCGAGCUCCUGGGCUGGGUCGCAGCGGCCUCUGGGAGUAUCUGGCAGAGGCCAAUUCGGCCUUCUCCCCAGUGCCUCCAGAUCGAUUCCAGCAUGAUGGGUACUACCACCCGAACUCCGAGAAACCCGGUUGUAUCUCGUCCAAGGGUGGGCACUUCCUCCCCGACGACAUAUACGCCUUUGAUGCUCCCUUCUUUAACAUGACCGCCGACGAGGCGCUUUCUAUGGAUCCACAGCAUCGUCUCCUGCUCGAGUGUGCCUUUGAGGCAUCCGAGAAUGCUGGCUGGAAACUCUCUGACAUUGCAGGUUCCAGGAUAGGAGUGUUCGCCGCAAACGAGAAGUCCGAAUAUGGCCAAAGGCUAGUUGACGACCUCCCCACGAUCUCAAAGUACACGGCCACUGGUACUGCCUCCUGCAUGUUCGCAAAUCGGCUUUCAUACUUUUUUGAUUUGCACGGCCCGAGCGUGGCUGUGGACGCAGCAUGUUCCAGUAGCUCGUACGCACUCCACUUGGCCUGCAAGAGUAUCCGCUCGCGAGAGUGCAAUGCGGCUUUUGUGGGUGGAGCAUCCCUUAUUGUCAGCCCCAACAUGUGGGUUCUGUUGGAUACGAUGGGCGCCUUGUCGCCGGACGGGAAGUCGUUCUCAUAUGACCGCAAAGCAAAUGGAUUCGGUAGAGGUGAGGGCGGUGCAUGCCUUGUUGUGAAGAGGCUAUCGGAUGCCAUUGCAGCCAAUGAUCCGAUCAGAGCCGUUAUCCGUAACACUGCAAGCAAUCACUCUGGACGGACAAUCGGCAUCAGUACACCGUCCCAGCAAGCGCAGGAGGAGCUUCUCGCUCGUGUGCAUCAAGAAAUUGGCUUACCUCCUAACGAAACAACUUUUAUUGAGGUACAUCCUCCCGCGACUGAUUUCGAUCCGAUCGACGCUGGCGCCAUAGCAAACAUCGUUGCAAGGACAAGACCACCUUCCCAGCCGGUGUUCAUCGGUUCUCUCAAGUCGAACUUUGGACACUUGGAAGGCGCCAGCGGGGUCCUAUCCGUCGUCAAAGCAGUAAUGCUGAUUGAGCGCCAAUUCCUCCUACCUAAUGCCUGGUUUGAGGAGCUUCAUCCCAAAAUUCGAGAGUACGAGAAGCUGAGGGUCCCACAAACGGUGACACCUUGGCCAGUUGGCAUGAAGCGACGUGUUUGCGUGACAAACUUCGGAUUCGGAGGCAGUAAUGCCGCCGCCCUCCUCGAGGAUUUUGAAGGCUGCAUUCCGACUGACGGACACAAUGCCACUGGAGAAGUCCUCGAUGGACAUGUAACGAAUGUAACUUGCUCGAAUGGCCCAGAGCCUACCAAGCCCACAGCGGACCUGACAGCAGAGAAAACUCGGCUUGCAGAUGGAAUUCAUGCCCACCCUUCGCGGCUUUUCGUCUUUUCGUCGAGGACCGAACUUACUCUUGCUUCAUAUUUAACAUCAUUUCAUGACUACCUACAGACCGUACUACCGCUUCCGGACCUCCACGACCUGAGUUAUACUCUUGGACAGCGAAGGACCUACUUCCCGAACAGGGUGUCGAUCGCGGCCCGCUCGGUGACAGAUCUCCGGGAACAACUUGCAAACUCGCGUGCGUUGAAGGCAGAAAAAGCAAGGGACCACAAAAUCGCCUUCGUCUUCACUGGCCAAGGUGCUCAAUAUCCCCGAAUGGGAGUGGAACUUUCCCGCCACCCGAUCUUCUACCAGACCCUGCAAGAAGCAGAUGUAUGCCUUACUGAGUUUGGAGCCUUGUGGUCGCUUAUAGACGAGUUGGCGAAGGGGGAAUCCGAGACUCGAAUUCACGAUACGGAGGUCAGCCAGCCGGCAUGCACCGCCAUCCAAAUCGGACUGGUACAUCUCCUUCGUCAGUGGGGGAUCCGGCCAGCAGCCGUGGUUGGUCACUCGAGUGGAGAGAUUGCAGCCGCCUACACUGCAGGAUUCAUUACGUUCAAGGCGGCAAUGGCCAUUUCUUACCACAGGGGACAGGCCGCUGCCCGGAUCCAUCAGGAGCACCCAGACCAAGGGGCGAUGCUGGCACUCGGUAUCGGCGCUGAGGGCGCCGUAGCAUUGAUUGAGAGCGCGUCUCAAUCGACGGGCGGAGCGGCCGCGGUUCUCGCCGCAGUCAACAGUCCCCAGAGCGUGACGGUGUCGGGAAAUGUUCAAGCCAUUGCCGCCGUAGAGAGGGUUGCACAGGAGCAGGGCCUGUUCGUGCGAAGAUUGAAGGUUGCUGUCGCCUACCACUCCCAGUACAUGGAAGCUGUAGCUGCCUCCUAUUCGGCAGCAAUCACAGCAUACUCACCAAGCACGUCUCAUUCAACGGUCGCACUCAUAUCUACCGUUACGGGCGUUCAGCAGCAUGCUGAGACAUUCAGUGCAUCUUAUUGGGUCCGAAAUCUGGUCCAACCAGUGCAAUUCCUGGCUGCCAUCAAUACCCUUCUGAGCACUUUGGGGUCGAGCUCAAAUACUCCUACGGUGCUUGUUGAGAUCGGCCCUCACGCCGCGCUCAAAGGUCCUAUUAGCCAGAUCCUGCAGUCACCCUCAAACCAGAUCCCUGGAACGAUCCCGAAGCCGACAUACGUCUCAGCGCUCGUACGAGGAUCUUCCCCCGACCGUACAGUCGUGGAGCUUGCCGGGAGAUUACUCGUCCUGGGCUGUAGCGUUGACAUCGCCCAGGUCAAUGGGACCAACGAUAAAAACGCUCACGUAGUGACCAAUCUACCAUUGUAUGCCUGGGAUAGGACGAUUCGAUACCAGCACACUUCACCUGUGGCCACGCAAAAAGCGCAUCCCGGUCAAGCCUACGAUCAUCUCCUGGGUUGGAAGUGCCCAUCAGUGGGCAAUGAGCAGGUGUUCCGGCAAGUCUUCACACUCGAUGAGAUGCCGUUUCUUCGAGACCACAAUAUCGCCGGCGAGGUAUUGUUUCCUUUCACUGGAUACCUCUCACUUGGUAUAGCUGCUGUACGAGCACUGACCUCCUCAGACACUCCUCCACGCAGCGUAGUGGCCAAGGAGUUGUACGUCAAACGGGGCCUCCCUAUCAAAGAGGAGCAGAGAGUUGACAUUGCAACCAAGCUGAGACCGGCUGAAACCGGUAUCGAGGUGGCGUCUUCUUCUGUGUGGGCCUUCGAUGUUGUCUCGUGGUCCACCGGCAUUGGUUGGACGAUACACUGUUCCGGUCAGAUUGAAGCGUCUACCCAGCCAACAGCUUGCACCAGUUGGACCAUGCGCCAGACGGAGCAAGCUCUGACAGACCCCCGGCUCCGUGAAGCGGACGCUGAGCAAGAGUACAAGCUUCUCGACCAAACGGGGGUCAGAUACGGGCCGCAAUUCAGGACCAUGCGAAGGCUGUGGGCCACUACUGGUCUCGUGGUCCACGAGACGGAGUUGAGAGACAUGCCGGAAUUCAUGCAAGAUACAUCGCCCAUUACUGUCGAUGCGCCUACGCUGGACUCUUUCCUCCACUCCAUAGGGAGCAUCCAAGGGGCCGGAGUUGCUCGGCGAGUAUUCGUUCCCACUUACUUCAAACAUAUUCGAGUUUCCAACGAAGUGCCCGCCAGGCAGAAUCAACGUUUCACCAUCGUCACGAGGCUGCAGGAGCUGGAUCUUCGCACCGGUACCAUGCGGGUUAUGGUGAGCGUAUUCACGAAGCCCCAAGCGCCAAACGAGACUCGCAUCCCGAUACUCGAGAUUGAGUCCUUUACUUUGAAGUCGAUCACCGAGCCGAACGCUGAGAAGCUGCUGCGGCAGCUACCAAAAGGGUUCAUUGAACGGCUUGUGCCUUCCGCAGCCUUUCUCGCAGAAGAUGACGUCGUGAGAUUAGUAGGUGAGCAACCCUUCGGACAGGAGGACAUUGAUCACAGGCAACAGUUGAACGAAGUCGGCGCCUACUUCAUGGCUUGUGCUAUCUUGACUCUGUCGAAGGACCAACAAGACCGGCUGCCACCUCAUCUGGCUAGCUUCGUACUCUGGGCGCAAGCUCUGGUCGCACAGCCUUCGACACAAGAGAUGCUGAAGUCGAGAGAUCCAGGGUCGUUGGUCAGAGAGGUCCGAAACGCCAACGCCAAGGGCGAAAUGCUCGUCGCCAUCGGCGAACAGCUUCCUGCCAUUCUGAACCUCGAGCUGGAGCCGCUCGAGAUCAUGCUCAAAGACGGCCUCCUCUCGCGUAAUUACGAGCAGGAUACUAGUGCAGUCCGCUGCAAUGCUGCGUUGGCCAGGUAUGCUCGAGUUCUCUCCGAUUCUAACCCAAACCUGCGUGUGCUGGAGAUCGGCGCUGGAACUGGCAGCGCGACCCUCGGGAUCCUAGAGUCGAUGUCGCACGAGCUGCAGGACACACCAUCAUUCCAGAGCUACACUUUCACCGAUAUAUCCCCUGGGUUCUUCGAAAACGCGAAAGUCAAGCUAGCGCGUUGGUCAAAUUGGAUCCGAUAUGAGAAACUGGACAUCGGCGAAGACCCGCUUUCUCAAGGCUUCGAGUCAGAGACAUACGAUCUGGUCGUGGCCUCGAACGUGCUGCACGCUACUGCCGACAUGAACAAAACGAUCUGCAAUGUAUGCACGUUGCUCAAGCCUGGCGGCAAGUUACUGCUGAUGGAGAACGUCGCGCAUCAGCCCUGCAAUAUGCCCUACGCUCUACUGCCAGGCUGGUGGGUGGCUCACGACGAAUAUCGUGCGGGUUCGGGGCCGCUCUUAUCCGAUGGAUCGUGGGAGCGACUUCUCUCUAACAAUGGGUUCUCCGGCAUCGAUGGAAGCAUUGCGGAUUAUCCGGGUACGGCAGUACAUUUGAUGAAGGCUCUAUGGGCGACGAAGGUGCAGACGCUUGCACGAAACAGCGACGCCGAUGACCAUUUCGAAGUCGCCAUUACAGGUCAGCUGAUUGGCAAUGAAACACUUGAACUGAUUGAGGCAUUGGUGGAGCAGGCUGAUCAAUCCAUGAACGGUGCAACACUCUAUACAAUGAUGUCGGAACUACAGGAUCCGGACAAGUCCCUUUGUAUCUUCAUUGACAGCCCACAAGCCAGUGUCCUUCAAGAUGUCAGUGAGCCUGAUUUUGAAAGCCUAAAGGGGUUGCUCACUGACGUGAAAGCGCUUGUUUGGGUCAUCCUGGAGAAAGCUCGACCAGAAGCGUAUACAAUCAAGGGCCUCCUGCGAACUCUCCGCCUCGAAGAUGCUUCGAGAAGUCUGUUGCUGGUGGAAAACGUGCCGAGCACGACGGACGGUGCUACCGCGGUCAUGUCGCUUGCACACCGCUUGGCAUCGACGCAGGAUCAUAAACGUUCGCUCAUGGACCAGGAUUUCGUGUGGGAUAACGAAAAGCUGCUCGUUCCACGUCUGACCCCGUCAGUGGCGGCGAGAAACACGCUGGCCUCAGAGUCUGGUCUUAUGGUCAAGGAAAAGCAGCCUAUGUGGAACGAAAGCAAGGACGCCUUCGAGAUGACGGUUGAUGUAGCCGGCAGUCCAGACUCCAUCUACUUCCGUCGAAGUGAUACACUUCAAAUUACUGGCGACAACGAAGUCAUAGUCCGAGUAGAAGCCGUCGGUGUCAAUUUCCGCGAUCUUCUCCUGGUCUUGGGCUCAAUGCCUUGGAGUGGCCCUGGCCUCGAAGGCGCCGGCAGAGUACACGCCGUGGCGCCGCAAGUCAAGAAUCUGAAAGUAGGCGAUCGGGUCUUCUACAUCUCUAGCGAGAACGGGUACGCCAACUACGUGCGGCUCCCUUUUACUAGCAUCCACAGGAUCCCAGACCACAUCAGCGCUGUCGACGCAGCGACUAUGCCAAUAGCCUACAGUACAGCACGCGUAUGCUUCCAGCGAGCACGCCUGCAAAAAGGAGACACUGUUCUCAUCCACGCGGCAUCAGGGGCAGUCGGACAAGCCUGCGUCACAAUGGCACAGCAUUUGGGAGCGUCUCGGGUAUUCGUUACCGCAGGCACAGCGGAGAAGAGAGCAUUCUUGGGCGACAAAUUCAGCAUCCCGAAGGACGACAUCUUCUCCAGCAGAACGGCGAACUUCAAAGACGGGAUACUGUCCGCCACGAACGGCAAAGGAGUGGAUGUGAUUAUCAACUCACUCAGUGGCCGUCUGCUGCAGGACACAUUCGCGCUGACUGCCGAUUUUGGCCGCUUCAUUGAAAUCGGACGGAAAGACUUUCUGCAGAACAGUCAUCUUGCCAUGCGUGCGUUUGAUCAUAACGUGACCUUCGGCGGAGUAGACCUUUAUAAGCUGUUUACGCGAAAGCCGGAGGUGUUGCAGGAUUGUCUCGCGGAGAUUUCUCAAUUACUCCUAACUGGCGGCAUUGGACCUAUCCGACCGGUCACCGAGAUAUCCGUAACCAAUCUGUCUACGGCACUGAGAAGGUUGCAGUCAGGGCAGAACAUGGGCAAGAUUGUGACGACGAUGGAUCAGGACGCGAUGGUGCUUGCACAGGUCGCUUCUGGUCUGUUGCCAAGACGACAGCUCCUGCAUCCAGAUGGAACCUACCUGAUUACCGGCGGGACAGGUGGAAUCGGUCGAGCUUUGGCUUCCUGGAUGGUGGAUAAUGGGGCGCGGAAUGUUGUCCUGCUUGGCCGCAGCGGCUCUUCGCACCCCGAGGUUGCACGGCUCCUUGGUCAGAUUCGAUCAUCGUCUCCGAACGUGUGCAUACGAGCCAUUGCCUGUGAUGUCGGUGUGCGCGGAGAUGUUGAGACUGCGAUGGCGGCUGUAUCCGACCUGCCUCGUGUCAAGGGAGUGGUACAUGGUGCCUUAUUCCUUCGGGGUGCUUGGAAUUUGCACGACAUUCUCCCCAAGGACCUUGACUUCUUCAUCUCGUUGGCUUCUAUCGAUGGCGCGAUAGGCCACGUUGGGCAAGCGAUUUAUGCUGGAACUUCGACUUUCUUGGACGCCUUCUCGCAGUAUCGCAACAGCCUCGGAUUGCCCGCGGUCUCCAUCGGUCUUCCUGUCGUCGAGGGCAUUGGCUACGUCGCUGACCGUGAUAUUGGCGAUGCACUCAAACAGUCGAUAGGGUUGACGCUGGCAGAGACGCAUGUGUACACUGCCGUGAAGGGCGCCAUCGUAGGUCCCUCGUCGGGUCUAUGCGCGAACGCACGCUCGCUCGUAGCGACAUCAAGUCCCGUCAUAAACACCAACGGGUCGCUGCUACCGUGGGAGCGCUUUGAUAUGCUCGCAGCACUUCGAACCGCGCCACUGUCCCAAGGAGACUCGCCCAGCACCACUCCCACCCAUUCCGACCAAUCUACGCUGCUGGUGAAGAUGAGUAAUAGUGGUGAUGCUAUGCAGACGCUUCUCAUUGCCCUGAUGGAUAAGGUCGCCUCGAUGACCAUGACGGAUCGCGACGAAGUUCGACCGGAUCGUGGUUUGGUGGAUUACGGGCUCGAUUCACUCGUGAGCGUUGAGCUACGUAACUGGAUCCGUCGUGAGACUGGCGUUGAACUGGCGUUGACGGCCAUUGUAGGAGCUGAGAAUUUGCGAGCACUAGCAGAGCGGACACUGGCGCAGAUGAAAGUGCAGUAG
This is a messenger RNA of Zasmidium cellare ATCC 36951, 7581 nucleotides long. RefSeq lists its product as uncharacterized. Gene Ontology annotation, molecular function: 3-oxoacyl-[acyl-carrier-protein] synthase activity; oxidoreductase activity; phosphopantetheine binding. The transcript has 12 exons. Gene Ontology annotation, biological process: secondary metabolite biosynthetic process; fatty acid biosynthetic process. The record is from RefSeq and is a predicted model, not a curated record. The coding region runs from base 1 to 7581 and encodes 2526 amino acids. Lineage: Eukaryota; Fungi; Ascomycota; Dothideomycetes; Mycosphaerellales; Mycosphaerellaceae.